Capsella rubella is the source of this 664-nucleotide messenger RNA. Its product is annotated as vacuolar protein sorting-associated protein 2 homolog 2. The record is from RefSeq and is a predicted model, not a curated record. The transcript is spliced from 9 exons. Bases 47 to 652 code for a protein of 201 amino acids. Gene Ontology annotation, cellular component: ESCRT III complex; multivesicular body. Gene Ontology annotation, biological process: protein transport; late endosome to vacuole transport; endosome transport via multivesicular body sorting pathway. NCBI's taxonomy places the organism in Eukaryota, Viridiplantae, Streptophyta, Magnoliopsida, Brassicales, Brassicaceae.
AUUUUUGUCUAAUUCCUCAGAUGCUCUUCGUACCAGUAAGAGAGAAAUGGCUGUGGCUACACGAGGUAUCGAACGGGAGAUUACAUCUCUUCAACUAGAGGAGAAGAGACUAGUUGCAGAAAUCAAGAAAACGGCUAAGACUGGAAAUGAGGCAGCCACAAAGAUUUUAGCUCGCCAACUUGUUCGAUUGAGGCAACAAAUUACAAACUUACAGGGAAGCCGUGCUCAAAUUAGGGGUGUAACGACUCAUACACAGGCUCUGUAUGCUAGCACUUCGAUUUCAUCUGGCAUGAAAGGUGCUACCAAAGCUAUGGUUGCAAUGAACAAGCAAAUGGCACCAACAAAACAAGCCAAGGUGAUUAAAGAUUUCCAGAAGCAGUCAGCACAGCUAGACAUGACGAUAGAGAUGAUGUCAGAGGCAAUUGAUGAAACACUUGACAAAGAUGAGGCAGAAGAAGAAACAGAAGAUCUCACUAACCAAGUUCUUGAUGAGAUUGGUGUUGGCGUUGCAUCUCAGCUAUCUUCAGCACCAAAAGGACGGAUUGCUACAAAAACCGCAGCUCCUCCUGCCUCUACUGCAGCUACUAACAACUCUGAUACAAGUGAAGUGGAUGAGCUUGAGAAGAGGUUGGCUUCGCUACGACGAAUCUGAGAUGUCUGAAGA